AUGGCUCAUUUCAAAAUGCAAGUUGUUGUUCCAAUUCUCCUGCUGAUGCUAAUGGCAGCAGCAGAGGCAAAAACUCCUCCAGGGAUUGCUAAGAAUCCAAGCAAUGCAAGGUGUUUGAUAAAAAAAUACAAGCAUUGUUACAAUCUUGUGCAUGUGUGCCCCAAGUUUUGCCCUGAUAAAUGCACAGUGGAGUGUGUCUCUUGUAAGCCCAUCUGUUCUGGGGCCUCAAGCCCUCCUCCACCUGUUUCUCCCACCACUUCAACUACACCACCAACAUAUUAUUCUCCUCCUCCUCAAGCUAAACCAACUCCACCACCAACAUAUUAUUCCCCUCCUCCUCCUCAUGCUAAACCAACUCCACCACCAUCUCCACCAACCCCCACACCCACAACUCCAUCUCCAACACCACCAACUACAACUCCAACACCUCCUACUCCCUCGCCUUCACCUUCCCCACCACUGCCGACACCACAUUACCAAUCACCUCCUCCUACUCCUUCACCUCCUGUGCCGUCUCCAACUACUUCUUCUCCUCCUCCAUCAACUCCUACACCAUCUCCACCUACUUCCUCUUCUCCUCCUCCAACUCCUUCUACCUCACCAAAGAAGGCCAAGUGCAAGAACAAGUACUACCCCCAAUGUUACAACAUAGAACAUGUAUGCCCCAGUUCUUGCCCUGGUGGAUGUGAGGUUGACUGUGUCACUUGCAAACCCGUCUGCAAGUGUGAUCAGCCAGGAGCAGUGUGCCAAGACCCCCGUUUCAUAGGCGGCGAUGGCAUCACCUUUUACUUCCACGGCAAGAAAGACCGCGAUUUCUGCCUCUUAUCCGACCCCAACCUCCACAUCAACGCUCACUUCAUCGGCAGGCGCAACCACAACAUGAAGAGGGACUUCACUUGGGUCCAGUCUAUUGCCAUCCUCUUUGGCAAACACCAGCUCUUCCUCGGUGCCCAAAAGACUGCCACGUGGGACGACUACGCUGACCGCCUUGCCCUCUCCUUUGAUGGCGAGCUCAUCACCCUUCCUGAAUCCGAAGGCGCCAGGUGGCAAUCCACGAGUGUUCCAACUGUAUCCCUUACCAGGGUGGGUGGCACCAACAAUGUGAUGGUUGAAGUUGAAGGGAGCUUUAGGAUCACAGCCAAGGUUGUGCCCAUAACCGAAGAAGACUCAAGGAUUCACAACUAUGGCAUUACCAAAGAUGACACAUUUGCUCAUCUUGAUCUUGGGUUUAAGUUCUUCUCUUUGAGCAACCAAGUGAGUGGUGUGUUGGGUCAAACUUACAGACCCGAUUAUGUGAGCCGGGUCAACAUUGGAGCCAACAUGCCGGUGAUGGGAGGGGAUAGAGAGUUUGAAACUUCCAGCCUUUUCGCCAUGGAUUGCACCAUUGCAAGGUUUAAUGGUGGCAGUGUUGGCUCUGGAAGUGAAGCUAAUUCUUUGGAGGGUUUGGAGUUGCCAAGCUUGAGCUGUGCAAGUGGAAUGGAUGGUCAAGGUGUUGUGUGCAAGAGAUAG
This is a messenger RNA of Prunus armeniaca (apricot), 1509 nucleotides long. The record is from the annotation of a GenBank genome assembly. NCBI's taxonomy places the organism in Eukaryota, Viridiplantae, Streptophyta, Magnoliopsida, Rosales, Rosaceae.